CCGGAAGUAAGUAUAUCUCCAUAUUGGUUUUUGUUGACAUUGGUGAGGAAGAGUCUCGCCUCCAAAACUCGUUGAUUUGACCAGUAAGGAACCACGAUGCCAGCUAAAGCAGAAGAUAUCAUGAAAGGGUUUAAACUAAACUGGAUGAAUCUGAGAGAUGCAGACAGUGGUAAAAUAUUGUGGCAGUCAAGCGAGGACCUUUCAGCACCUGGUCUUGAUCAUGAAGCAAGGGUUCCAAAGAAAAUUUUAAAAUGUCGUGCAGUAUCAAGAGAAAUAAAUUUUUCAUCAAAAGAGGCUAUGGACAAAUUUAGAUUAGAACAAAGAGUUUUAUUUAAAGGGAAAUGCUUAGAAGAGUGGUUCUUUGAAUUUGGUUUUGUGAUUCCUAGUUCUACGAACACCUGGCAGUCAGUGAUAGAAGCAGCCCCUGAAAGUCAAAUGAUGCCAGCAAAUGUUCUUACGGGGAAUGUUAUCAUAGAAACACUUUUUUAUGAUGGGGAUCUUCUAGUCAGCAAGUCCAAAGUGAAGAUAUUUUAUGUUUAAAGAAGAUGGUUGCUGGUACAUUGAAUGAAGUCAUUAUUCCAUUUUGCUGAUGUGAAAGAUACAUGUACAUGGAUAUUGAACUUUUCUGAUUUUUGUGGAUUGGUCAGGAGUAUAUUCCACAGUUUGAAUCAUCUGUUGCAUGCUACUCAACUAUUUCUGUCACAUCUGCAGAACUGAAUGUAAUUUUCCCUUUUAAUUUAUUGAUAUAAUCAAUAUACCUGAGUAUGAAGAGCAGCGGCCCUUUUAAUACUUUUGUUGAGUCUAAUACAAGUAGAGAAUGUUUCUACUUUUUGCACUGUUGACAACGAUGAAAUGAUAGCAAGUUAGCAACAUAUUAUAACAUUGCAGUGGCUUCAUAUAAAUGAAAUUGCACUGAAAAAAAGCUUACAUCUAGAAAUAUGUAGCUAUCUGUUUUCUGUAGAUUAUAGAAAUCAUUGCAAGAGCUACUACAUGUAUUUGUUCAUUUAUUUGUUGUUAAUUUGAAGAUCUAAUGUACAUUCUCCUUAAUGAAUGAAAAUUUUACAUGCUGACUAAUGAUUGAGUGUAAAAAUGUGUGUUUCAAUGAGAUUAUUAUUAUAUUUGCACUUGUCUUUUGAUCUUGUGUGUUCAGUUGUAGCUUAAAACCAACUGUACAUCUUUGAAGGUGAUGUUUGAAAUUUUCAGACUGAAUUCUGAAAGUUCAACUAGCAAAUAGUCAAUUUUGUAUUUUUCUAGACGUUGCAUGCUGUUUGUGUUUUGUAUGGGAGAUUCCUACAUUCCUCAUUCAUUACCUUAAAGUGUUGUGUUUUCCCCAAAUAUUUUAUGAAUGUAUUGUCAUUAUAUGAUUGAUGCUGCUUUAUGAAAAAAAUUCCUGUUGAAAUUCUUCCCCUUCAUUGUUAUUUUCAGUAUAUCAACAUAUGACAAUGUAAUUUUCCCCACAAGAUAUGUAUUCUGUAGAAAUUGAGGUAUUUUUGAUCUGUCAAACAUUUCUCCACUAAUUAAUAUGUGCAAUCAGUUUGAAAAUAUAUACAUGUACAUGCAUGAACACAUGAAUACAUUCUCAGGUCAUAUUACAUGUAUUCAUUUUUAAGUUGUAUCAAUACAUGUUCAACUGAAAUACAUAAAACAAAAGAAAAAAGAAAAGAAAGGAUAAACUAUACCUGUCUCAAAUACUUGUAUUUUUUUUUAUUAGACCUUUGCCUUUAAAGAUGUUUUUUUUUAACAUAAAGUAUUUACAUUUUACAUAUUAAAUUCUUCUGUACAAAAGAAAAAGGAGGGUGGAGAAAUAUUAAUCUAUAUGACAAAAUAAAAAAAAAUUGUAAGUAAAAAAUGUUCUUGGUAACUCAUUUUAUAGUGUCUGUAAUUUCUAGAUUUUUUUAUGCUAUAAAUUGCACCCUGAAUUAUGCUUUAAUGAUUAGCAGUUAAUAUUAUUGUAGUUUGCAAAAUAGGAUUUCAUUAUACACUAAUUAGUAUGUCCAGCAUUGAAAUUUUUGUACACAACAAAGACGAAAUAUAAUGAACAAAUGAUUUUUAUUUAUUUAUAAAUGAAUAGUUGGAAUAAAUGUUUUCAUAUAGUGAGUGGAAAGUAUGAAUAUUAAUUGUAUAUAGGAGUAGUCUGUAGUUAUAUACUUUCAUACAUAAUGUUGAUGAAACGAAAAUUUGUGUUGUCUGUAUCAAAGCUGUAGAAUUCAUUAAUGAAUUUUUUUUCAACAGAGUAGGACUGAUACUGCAUUAGCGUGAUUUUUUUUUUUGUCUUAUCUAAAUGUUUCUCCUGAUUAUGAAAGGUUUUGUAAUAAGUAAGUUGUGGACAGUAGGUCUACCUUGUAGCUGUAUUUAUUUAGGAGUUUAAAGGCAAGAAGGAUUAGGAAUUGUUGUCAUCUUAUUCUCCUAAACAAGUUUUUGGUCUAAAAAAAUUGAUACAUGUACCUAAGAAAAUAUAUUAUCUUUCAUUCAUUUGUUUUGGAUCAGUAUAGCUAACAGUACGAGUUUGGUAGCAAGUGAAGUUUCCUGUCGAGUUGCAAAUGUAUGUACCGGUACUAGUAUUUGUAAAUGUACUAGUACAUGUAUAUGUAAUUACAUGUACCUGCAGAAGUGUCAAGUAACAGUACAACCAGUCUGGUCAUUCUUAGUUGUCAUUUUAAAUAAGUGUUUAAGGUUGUUUACCUAGAUGUGAGGAUAUUGAGUACCAAGCUUGUUACAUAUAUAAAAUCAUAAAUAACAUUAUAUUACAAUAUUGAAGUACAUGUAGUUGCAGGUAAAUGAAUAAUGCAUGCUAAUCUAUACCUUAGAGAUUUUCAUGUGUAAACACAAAUUGAGUAUGGUACUGUCAGGGACAGGAAUUGAUUUAAAGACUAAUGGAAAGUAUAUAGUGACCUUGUGAUGUUAUAUAAAUGUUUAAAUUAAUAGAUGCAUAAUUUACAUGAAAAGUAUGAUUAUGAUGAAUGAAUGAAUUAAAUGAUUUGAUUGUU
Messenger RNA from Saccostrea echinata, 2987 nucleotides. RefSeq names its product retinal rod rhodopsin-sensitive cGMP 3',5'-cyclic phosphodiesterase subunit delta-like. Gene Ontology annotation, biological process: sensory perception of light stimulus. Lineage: Eukaryota; Metazoa; Mollusca; Bivalvia; Ostreida; Ostreidae. Gene Ontology annotation, cellular component: cytoplasm. Bases 97 to 540 code for a protein of 147 amino acids. The record is from RefSeq and is a predicted model, not a curated record. The transcript has 6 exons.